Molecule: messenger RNA, 2265 nt
Organism: Carassius gibelio (silver crucian carp)
Lineage: Eukaryota; Metazoa; Chordata; Actinopteri; Cypriniformes; Cyprinidae
Product: G-protein coupled receptor 183-A
Exons: 2
Coding region: 185-1303 (372 amino acids)
Biological process (GO): G protein-coupled receptor signaling pathway
Cellular component (GO): membrane
Molecular function (GO): oxysterol binding; G protein-coupled receptor activity
Source: RefSeq, a predicted model, not a curated record
CAUCGUCAUGGUAGCAAAAGCAAAGUUGAAACAGUAUUUCAUCGCUCAGUCUGGGUGUGUUAGAAAACGUGGUAAAUGCUGGACCAGGAGGUGUCAAUUUUGACACGGCAAUGAUCAGACCACUUGACACAAAAAAGGCACAAAAACUCCAGCACAAGAAAGUGUUGAUUUCAUAACUGACCCCAUGGAGAUGGUAGUAGCAACAAACGCCACCAACAAUGACUCCGACACCUGUACCAACCUGUAUGACCAUCGUGGUUGGGCAAAGUAUUUUCUGCCUGCAGUAUAUUCUCUGAUGUGCAUUGUGGGACUGCUGGGCAAUGUGUUGGCUUUGCAUGUCAUUUGGCCCAAUUUAAAAAAAAUCAACUCCACAACUCUGUAUUCAGCCAACCUGGUGGUGUCGGACAUCUUAUUUUCACUUGCUCUGCCCUUGCGUGCCGUUUACUAUGGCCAGGGGUUCCACUGGCCAAUGGGGGAGGGUUUGUGUAAGGCCGUGGCGCUGCUGUUCUACAUCAACAUGUAUGCCAGCGUCAACUUCAUGACUUGUUUGAGUGUGGACCGCUUCAUUGCAGUGGUGCUGCCGCUGCGCUUUUCCCGAUUCCGAAAGGUUCAGAAGGUGCGGUACAUCUGUGCUGCCGUAUGGGUGGUUGUGUUGAUGCAGACCCUGCCUUUGCUGUCAAUGCCCAUGACGAACGAGGAGCAAAGUGGUCAUAUAACAUGUAUGGAGUAUCCCAACUUCGAGAAGACUGACCACCUGCCUGUCAUUCUCAUUGGAGCCGUGUUGAUUGGCUUCGGCAUCCCUGUGAUCACCAUCCUGAUGUGUUAUUCAGCACUGUGCUCCAAGCUCCGCCUCCUGGCCAAGUCUAAUAAACUGACAGAGAAGUCGGGUCGUAGUCGUAAAGCCAUUGGCGUGAUUUGCGCCGUCAUUCUCGUAUUUGUGGUGUGCUACACCCCAUAUCACGUCGACCUCUUGCAGUACAUGAUCAGAAAGCUGCUGUACAAGCCAGACUGUUCAGAACUGCAUGACUUUCAGAUCUCCCUUCACAUCACCGUCUGCCUUAUGAACCUCAACUCAUGCCUGGAUCCCUUCAUCUACUUCUUUGCUUGCAAGGGAUACAAGAAAAAGGUUCUCAGACUGCUCAGGAAGCAAGUCAGCAUAUCCCUCUCGAGUGUGGUCAGGACCUCGCCUGAAGGCUCCUCCAAAGACGUGUUUGGGAAUGACAAAAUCCAAAAGAGCUCCAGAAGCAAUCAGAAAGAGAGAAGCAGCGUGCUGUUGAGCAACAGCAAUGGUUUUGACCCAUAAUCAAGAACCGAAGUUCACUGACUAUUUGAGAUUUUCCAAAUUUCUCACCUCUGGAUUAUUUUACAGUGUUUCAAGCCAUUGGUUCAAAUGGUGGUUUAUAUUUUGUUAUGCUGUUUAAAGAUUAUUGCACAUUUGUCUUACAUACUGUUGUUCAUUUGAUUGCUAGAAUGUGUUCUUCGGUUUUUAUAAUUGAUCUUUAUAAUAAAAAAAACAAUAAUUAAUAGCCAAAAUGACAAAUAUUUACAUGCAGUGACAUGAUGUGUUACAGCGGUCUAGAAUCAAGAAAUGAUGCUUGUGGUGAUUUCAAUGUAGCCAAUGACUGAAAUCUUCUGAUUCCAUUGACAAGAAAAGAUUAAAUUACUUGAGUCUUUAUUGACCCUUUUGAUCCUUAAUCAAUACAACACUGGGAUGUGACCAGUGAGUCAUUAAAUGACUCUUUUUGUCUUAACUGAAGUCGCUCCCUUUAUAGGUACAGUAUGUUAAGGGUCUGCUAUUUUUACCUGCCGUCAAAGAGUAUAGCACAAGCAAGUGGCAUUAUAAUGCGUGAGCAAGAUCAUGCCCAAAACCCCCUUAAGAAUAUGUAGCGAGCUGCCUUACUGGAAAGAGUCACUCUUUUUUCUCAAUGGCUCCUUAUGCAUCAUAGUAGUGUCUCAGGAUGAUAAACUUAACAAUCAUGCUGACAAUCAACGGUGUCAUCAUCCAUUUAAAUCGUCUAGAUGAGCUUCCACAGCACACAACAAGCCUUAAAUCGAUCAUUUCUCAUUUGAUGUUAUUUAAUUUUGACCAAAUGUAUGUUGACAUGGACACUUUUUGUUUUAUUUGUAAAUAAUAAAAGCAAAAACUAAAUAAAGUGACCGGAUUUAUGUGUUAUCCAUUGCAACAAUCAAGCUAAGAACAUACUAGAUAAUGGAAGAGUUACAAAAUGUACCUUGAAAUGAAAUAAAAUGUAACAUUUUUAUGUG